Molecule: messenger RNA, 3147 nt
Organism: Poecilia latipinna (sailfin molly)
Lineage: Eukaryota; Metazoa; Chordata; Actinopteri; Cyprinodontiformes; Poeciliidae
Exons: 11
Coding region: 69-1640 (523 amino acids)
Source: RefSeq, a predicted model, not a curated record
GCUUUGUUUUCAGCGCUCUCAACCUCUUUCGGGAUGAGUUUUGGCGGAUGGAUAUAUGUUAGAGUGAGAUGUUCUUCGAUGUUUUCGUUCGUCUGUCUCUCCCGGUGUUUUGGACUCCUUUUUGGAGAAGAUCUGGCCACCGAAGACAACACAAAAUGGAGAUGUUGAUACUGUUGGUUACAGUCUUCUGUGCGCUCUGGGGUCCCUCCGCUACAUUAAAUGAGAACGACGUUUGUUAUGGCAAUGACCUUAAAUUUCCCAUGCACCUUCAACCAAAUAUUCAACAAGGGCUGUAUUUUACUCCAAGAAAUGGAGGCAAGAGGAAAACACUGAUGGAAAAUGGGAAGGCACAGGAGCCACGACUGAAAGUUGACAGGUAUAACACCAGGCUUACAAAUUUAACCAAAAAGGAUGAAGGAAUUUAUGCAGUGACAUAUGGCAGUUCAAUUAUUGAUGAGUUGCAAUUGAAAAUAAAAGAUUGUGCUGAAAAGAUCAUCAAGGAAUACAUGCAUGAAUGGUCUUAUCGGGUACCUACCGCGACUCACUAUGUGGAAUACACUUCACCUCACAAAGAAGAGGAGACAGUAAUCCUGUGGAAUUUAAACAACCCUCUGAGUAAGCCAACAAGAGGAGACCUCAAGGGCAACUUCUGGACAAUCUCUGGUGUCACUCAGGCAGACAACGGUUACUAUAACUUCAGAGGCAAAGAAGGCACUCUUCGUCGAAGGGUAUUUCUCACUGUGAAAGAGAACACUCGUUCCUAUGAUGCAGAAGUGAGCGAGAAUCUUAUUAUUAUGAACCCAUGGAGUGGAGGACCGUGGACCGUGACGUUUAAAAAAGAUUUAGAAACAAGUGGACAAGUAACAAUAAUAGAAAAUGGCGAUUUGGUCAACAAUGGCAACAGGUUCUCUGGGAGAAUUAGUAUUCAAAGUGAUGGCAUUAAAAUAAGACAUGUAGAAGCUAUGGAUUCUGGUAUUUUUGAGUUCAGAGACCCACAAGGCAACCUGGCGUUAUCUGCCCAUGUGAAUGUCGACGGCCAUGUCUCGCAUCACCUGGUCACAUAUGUUGUUGUUGCUGUUGUUGCUGUCGUUUUGGGGCUGUGUUGCUGUUUCUGUUGCAGAAGGAAAUGUUGCUGUAAGAAGAACAAAUCUGCAGCUACAGAAGGAUCUGCUGUUACUUUUCAUGACAAGUCUGAUUCAGCCGCCCCACCACCUGCAGUGUAUUAUCAUGGUACAAGUCGGCCAGCAGGACCAAGUUACCCGAUUCAAACAUCUUCAGGUUACACUCCUUAUCCAGCAAACCCUCCAGCCUACACACAAGCUGUUGUUUCCAUUGAACAACCGCCUUUGCAGCCUAACGCCGCUGUGUACCCCCCACAGCCUGCCAGUGCCUAUCCUCUACAACCAGCCAGUGUAAACCCACCACAGCCUGAACCUAGCCUAUACCCUCCCCUUUCUGAGUUUGGACCUCCAGCGUCUCAGGGAUCUGCAGCAGCUCCCACGUUCAGCUCAGACGCGUUCUCCCCUGAUGCCGAGCCGAGAUUUGAGCUAAAAGGAUUGGCUUUUCCCUCAGCUCCCCCUCUCAGUUCAGAUGCGCCGACCUGUGAUGUCUACAACUCGGAUAAGCUGAACUUUUUGUGAACACUCUUCCGAGCGCUGUGUUGACGGAGCUGUUUCAGCCUCUACUGGACUUUUCAUGCUUUAUUUCUCCAGAGGCCUUCUAAGAAUCCAGGGACCACGCUGCCUAUAAUAAAAAGACACAAAUCACACAUAAUCAGGUAUAAGCAGGCACGGACUGGGGCAAUAAUCCACACCAGGAAUUUUGUACAAUCGCAGCCCACCACCAAGACUCAGUUAAAUUUAAUCAAUACUGAGACAAACCACUAUUGGUCCAGACCAGCAGUGGAGUUUACGUUGAAGCAAAUAAAAAUGCUUCAUAUACAUUUUAGAAUAUACAUAUGACAUCUUUAAGCAGAAAAGACAGCAACUAUAAAACAAUGAGAACAUUUUCUCCAAAUUUAGUAGUUUAACCAUUUAACCUCUACAAUUUCAAGAUCGCAUGUUACAUCUGGAACAGAUGGUGCCACCAAGACUGCAUCAAGAACCCACCAGUUGAUCCAGAAUUUUCUCGUGCUGUGCAUUUAGUUUUUGCAUUUGAAAGCUAAAAGUUAACAGGGUGAAGGUGUUCUGAUCGAAGUGUGGUCAGGUUUUGGUAAAAAAAUUUGUGCUUUCUUCCUGUGUGUUGUUACGUGACAAAUGUAUGAGGUCACAUAAUCCGCUUAAGCGGGAUGGGGAAGGUAAAUAUCGGCACCCUCCGUUUCUCUCUCGUCAGAAAAAGAAUGUCGUGCAAUCGCACAGCACGGCAUUCACUCCGAUGUCACCCAUAGAUGGCGCCAGAUUCUGUUUACAUGUCGUUAUUUUUAGUAGAGAUCUCAUCAGGCAAGUCCAAAGAAUAAAAAAAUAAUAAUAAUCAACUUUAUAUCAUCUGUAAAAUGUUUCAAGUGCAAAUCCGAUUCACUGCGAACACAAUGACUCACUACAAUUAUUGUAGCCAGUAGACAAAUCAGUUUGUGUGCUGGAACAACGCAAUCAGAGAAAAUGUCAAACAUAGAGCUUUUUACAUUAGAUUAGAAAAGAUCUGCUAGCACUGGGUAUCAUCUGGACAAGAACAGGACUCUCAGAAAAAGGUUGUAAAUCGCUAAUAUAAUUGAUGCAUGAGCUAUGAAAUAGUUUAGGUAUACAAGCAUAUCUAUGUUUAUAUAUGCACUGACUAAUGUAAUGAGAUUGUAUUGAAUUUUUACUUUUAAAUUGUGUUCUCUCAGGUAAAAAACAUGUUUAAACUGCCAUAUUAACAGUUAUAUAAAUGCAUCUCAAAGAGUAUCUAAAAGAAAUCACUAUAUCAGAAAUGCCUUCAAAGGAGCAUAGAUGUAGAUUUUUACCCUUGUUACAGUUUUACUUUUUUUUUGCUGUAUACACCACUUUCUCUGAGACUUUUUGAUGUUAGGAUUAAUUGCUGCUCUUUUUUUUUUAUUUUUUUUUUUACCAUACUCAGUUUUUUUUGUACAACAUUGGUAUGUAAUUCGUGUCUGUAUAUUAUUGUUCUUUGAAACUUGUUGCUACAUCAAAAGGACUUAAUUUUCACUUUCAA